Molecule: messenger RNA, 2648 nt
Organism: Punica granatum (pomegranate)
Lineage: Eukaryota; Viridiplantae; Streptophyta; Magnoliopsida; Myrtales; Lythraceae
Source: RefSeq, a predicted model, not a curated record
AAGAACGAGUUAUGGAGCCUUUGGGAGCAUAGCAAUAAUCCUCUCUUUUGAGCUUUUCCCUUCUUCCUUCCUCCCUCCCUCCUCCCUCUCUCUCUCUUCGCACUCUUUCUCUCUUUCUUCAUCCCCCCCUGAAAUAGAGGAAACGCAGACACCAGAGCGAGUUGAAUGUGCAUACACAGCCCUCUCCCACUCUCUCUCUUUCUUAGCCAACGCAGUCCUCUCUCUCUCUCUCUCUCUGUAAUUGAAGACUGAAACUUUGUUGCAUCUCUCAGCAUUAUUAUGUGCACUGCAGUACACCCAACAACAUCAGAGACCAUGUGUUUCUUCCUCUCUCAUUUUCUGUGAUCUCCCCCCCCCCCCCGGCGCAAAAAACAAAGCAACCCAGCCCAGCUCCUCCCCUCCCCUCUCGUCCUCUGUUUUGAGCGUUCCUUGUAAUUAAAGGGCCUCGCUUGCUCUGCCCUUUUAGCCUCUUGUGUUUGUCAGAUCUAUUUAGACCCCAUUGCCACCUUUUUUCUCUCCUCUGUUUCUCCUCAUUCACUGUGUCCCCCCCGCCUUUGUUUUAAUCUGUUGCGUUCCAUUUAAGUGGAGGAACCAGCUCAAUGAGCAAAGAGGAGUUCUUGAAGAUCCAGACUUGUGUCCUUAAAGUGAACAUUCACUGUGAUGGAUGUAAGCAGAAAGUGAAGAAAAUCUUGCAGAAAAUUGAUGGAGUGUUUACAACUAAAAUCGACUCGGAGCUCGGCAAGGUGAUGGUGUCCGGUAACGUGGACCCGGCGAUACUCAUCAAGAAGCUUUCCAAAGCAGGCAAACAUGCGGAGUUGUGGGGUGCUCCAAAGGCCAACAACAACCACCAAAACCUCAACAAUCAAUUCAAGAACCUCCAAAUUGACAACCAUGGCAAAGGAGGAGGAAACAACAACAACAAGAAGGGGCAGAACCAAAAGGGUGGUGGUGGUGGUGGCGGUGGCGGUGGCGGUGGGAACAACAACCAGCCUAAAGGUGGGGCCCCCCAGGGCCCAAAUCAACUCCAACAGCUUCAGCAAAUCAAGGGUUUCCAAGAUCUGAAACUCCCUCAAUUCAAGGACCUGAAGCUGCCGUCCAAGGACCAGGGUCACCCCGGCAUCAACAACCAGAAGACCGCCAAGUUCGUGCCCGAGGAGGACUAUGACUUUAGUGAUGAUGAGUUCGAUGACUAUGACGAUGACGACGAUGAGUUCGAUGAUGAGGAUUUUGAUGAUGAGGAUUUUGUUGACAACAUGGGCAAGCCGCUGCCUUCUAACAACAAGAUGAAGCCUCCGAUGGGGAAUGUCCCCGGGCAGGGGGGCAUGCCUAACAUGAUGAUGACGAAUGGCAUGAUGGGUGGGAACCACCAGCAGCUGUUGAAUGCCAUGAAGGCUGCAAAUGCUGCGAGUGCUGCUGCCAAGAAGGGUGGUGGUGGAGGCGGACCGGUGCCAAUUCCAGCAGGCGGCGGCGGAAGCGGAAAUGGGAAUAAUGGAGGGAAAAAGGGCGGUGGCGGUGGCGGUGGAAAUGGGAACAACAAUGGUGGAAAUCAAAAUCAAGGAGGCGGCAAAGGUGGUGGUAAAAAUGGUGGUGGGGGAGGCGGCUUCCCCAAUGGUAAUGGUGGUGCCAUGCCUAAUAACAAAAAUGGCGGCGGCGGCGGCGGCGGCGGCGGCGGCGGCAGUGGUGGUAUGCCAAAUGCCAAUGGUGGCAAGAAGGGUGGUGGAGGUGGUGGCGGAGGUCCAUCGGUGGGAGGUGGUAUGCCCGGGGUGGGAGGCCCGAACGGGAUGAUGAAUGGGAUGGGCGGCAUGGGGGUGCCGAUGUCCCAGAUGGCUGGCAUGCCUGCAGGUCAGAUGGGCAACUUUCAAGCAGUCCAAGGCCUUCCGGCAUCCUCCAUGGGAGGAGGUGGCGGAGGUGAUGGGUACUUCCAGGGGGCAGGCCCCAAUGCCAUGCCCGGGAACCCUUACCACCAGCAACAACAACAGCAGCAACAGCAACAACAGCAGCAGUACUUAGCGGCAGUCAUGAACCAGCAACGGGCGAUGGGGAACGAGCGGUUCCAGCCUCUAAUGUAUGCGCGGCCUCCUCCAGCAGUCAAUUACAUGCCUCCGCACCCAAACCCGAACCCUUACCCGUACCCGUAUCCGUACCCGUAUCCCCCGCAGCACGGGGACCCGUACACCAGCUACUUCAGCGAUGAGAACACAUCAAGUUGCAAUGUGAUGUGAACAAAAAAAAAAAAGAAUGGGAUUAAAAAGAAAAAAAAAGAGAAAUUAGAUAUAGUGAAGAAGAAGAUGUUUAUUAGGGGGGAAAAAGAAAAUAUGGUUUGCUGAGUGUUACAGUUGAAGCACCGGAACUCUCUCUCUCUCUCUUUCUCUCUGAUCUGCUUCUGCUACAUUAUACUUACUUGGAAUGGGCUUUUUCUUUUCCCUUAGUUGAGUUUCUUUUUUUGGUCAUUUUUCUCCCAUCUUUAUCCUCAGUCGAAUUAGGGUUUUAAUAUAUGCCAUAGGGACUCAUUCACCAAAGAUGAAAACCACUUAGGUUGGGGAAGGUGGGUUCUUUUUGUUUUGUUUUGUUUUUUUCCUAAUAAUAAUUAUAGUGUUAAUUAUAAUGUUCAUAUAUAAUGAAGAAAGAGAGGAUGGGCCCAUAUUUUG